UCUUGAUAAAUCUCCCCCUCAGGUCGUAGAUCCGUAAACACAGACAGGCCCCGCCCCAACAGACUCCACAUUCUCAUGUAGGCUCCGCCCUCAGACACUAGGGGGCGUGCUGUGGUUUGUACACACUCUCCAUGCAUUUCCAUGCGGUGAGGCAGGCGCGUCCUCUCCCUCAGACACUAGGGGGCGGGCUGGGCAGCGCCGGUCCCGGAGCAGACGUCACUCCGUGCAGAUUCCCGCAGCUGGGAUCCGGGAUUUACUGUCAGUGUGAGCGGAGGACGGAGGUGACGCAUCCCGCGGACGGCACCGGGCACCGGCUGUGUGAGAUUGUGUGGCUCAAUGAGAAAUGAAGCUGGUAACAACCUAGCAACACCCAGAGAGUCAUCGGGAGAAUGUGGAAUCUGCUCCGUGUGGUCAGUGUCCUGACUGCUAUCCAAUGUCUACUGCCCGAUGUCUGCAGCCAGGCCUCAGAUUUCUUCAAGAACUUGUAUUGUGUGACGCAUGAUUUUGAGAACAUGUCCUGUCGAUGGGACACCCCGUACCCCGCUGAUCAGAGCAUCGCCUACGAAGUUUGUUCCAGGUCCUCGAUAGCAACACAAUGUUUCAGAACAACUGGAAACCAACUAAAGGUGGAGUUUCCGGUUUUCUCAGCGUCUGAUAUAAACAUAGAGGCCAAAGACAUUCCGGGGAACCCAUCUAUACAGUUCCAGAAGACCUCCUUAGAUAUUCCUUACGUUCCGUACCCGCCGGAGAUUAACUCCUUGGUUGCCGACUAUCAGUCUGACCUGCUGUCUGUGGAGUGGACGGUGAACUCCACCUCCAUGCUGGAUGGGGUGAAGGUGACCUGUGAGAUGAAUGUGCUGCGCGGAGAAGACAUACUGGCGAAAAAUGAGACUUUAGUAGAAUAUUGGUAUGCUAAGGCCGGGAUGUUUCACUGGAAUUGGACCUCGGACUUCCCUUUAAAUUGCUCAACACAUUCAGUGAGGGUCCGGUGCUUCGUCCAUGAAGAGUACUACGAUGGUGAAAAAAGGCUGAGCGACUGGAGCGCCACCAAAACAAUCAACGGAAGCAGGGGUGAAGUGAGUUUUUUUCCUGAAGAUAUAGUAGUCGCCGUCGGCUCAGACGUGAACUUCUGCUGUAAUGUAGAUAGCCAAAGUAAAAUCCAAUCUAUUCAUUUCAAGUCCAAUCUGUUACCACUUAUCCCACUGGGGAACAGCAGCAGCGGGAUCCGGUUACACAAUCUCCAGCAGUCCGACUCCAGCGGAGACAAUAUCUUCUGCUCCACCCAUGAGGAGCCGUAUGUCACCGGAACUGUUGUGUUUGUGGGAUAUCCCCCAGACAAGCCCCAGGGUCUUAGCUGUGAAGCUCGGCACCUUAAGGUGAUCAAUUGUACCUGGAAAGCAGGUAGAGACACUGGACUGUACGGUGUGGACCGUGGGACAAAAUACACUCUAUAUGAAAGGUUCUCAGGGGUUAACACUACGUGUUUAGGAUAUAAUGAAGACCAGGACGAAUUCAACUGCAGCUACGAUAUAAAGAAGGAACAGGAACUUCACGAAUUCCUGCUCCUGGCUAGAAAUCCUUUAGGAACUUCAAAUACUUCCCUGGCUAUAAACGUCACUGAAAGAAUUCAUCCGUUGCCUAUCGACAAAUUUAUUGUCCGUGAGAAAGGUCCUUAUCAAGCUUACCUCGCUUGGUUUUUGCCUGGAAAAUUUUCAUCAAUUAACCUAAUAUGUGAAGUUGAAAUCAAGCCCGUCCAUGGUGAGACGGAGACGCGCAAUGUUACCUUGGAAGGGUUAACUGACUCUCAGUACCACUGUAACAUAGACAACCUUCACCCGUGGCAUGUCUAUGACUUCCGUGUUCGAUGCUCGUCUUAUGAUCGUUUUUGGAAGUGGAGUGACUGGAGCAGCACGAAGAGGCACAGGACUCUGGCCGCAGCCCCGUCCAAAAAGCUGGAUAUUUGGAGAGAAAUUGUACAGAAACCGGAAGGGCGUGAAAUAAAGGUUUAUUGGAAGCACUUAACAGUCAGAGAAGCUAAUGGAGAAGUGACCUCCUAUAAAGUGAUGUGGAGACCCGUAUACAGCUCCGAUCCACCCCAGGUACUGCAGCUGCCUGCCGACUACAACAGGACCAGUAUAAUCCUGAGCGCCAGCGAUGACAGCGAAUAUGAAAUUUACGUGACGGCCGUCAAUAGUGAGGGAUCUUCACCGCCUUCCAGGAUCACCACAGUGCUGCUGCCAAGCGAUGUCCAUGUAGAGAAGAUUGAAGGACAAGGCGAUGGCAUUAACUUCACCUGGAGUCCGGUCUGGAAUGCUUCCUGUGGAUAUUUGGUGAAGUGGAUGCCAUCUUAUCACCCUCUGGAUUCAUCAAUGAUGUGGAAGAGAUUUAACUCAAAUGCUGCCAGCGGCUUCAUCAGCUCAAAACAUUUCCAGGCUGGGAAAAGGUACAACGUAUCACUGUAUGGCUGUAAGAACGACGAGCACCAGAUACUAAAGAACAUGAUCGUCUACUCUGAGGAACUAGCUCCUUUAGUGGCUCCAAAUUUCACCAUAGAGGAGACAACAUCCAGUUCUAUACUGGUAAAAUGGGAUGCUAUAUCUGAUGAGGACCUCCGGGGUUUCCUACAGGGGUACCUGUUCUAUAUUUUCAAGCAACAGAAUGACUCAGGUGCUCCUCACAAGAUUUCUGACAGAGGAGAAAAGAAUAAUCAGAAGAGAUGUCCAAGAGCCAAGGACACUUGUGGAGAACUUCAAGAAGACAUGAAAUCAGCAGUUAAUCACACCACACCUAAGAAUAUCACCGACCUGGCAGUGCGCAUGUUAAAGAUUGAAGGCCUUCGCAGCGGAACAAGUUAUACCCUGGAAUUACGAGCUUAUACCAAAGGAGGGGUGGGCCCUAGGAAACGAUCUUCUGUCCUGACCAGUGACAAUGCUCUUGGUCUAAUACUCGCCAUCAUAAUUCCAAUAGUGGUCGCAGUUGUACUCGGCAUUGUGGUCAGCGCCAUAUGCUACCAAAAAAGAGAAUGGAUCAAAGAAACGUUUUAUCCUGAUAUCCCAAAUCCCGAGAACAGUAAAGCUCUACAGUUCCCAAAGAAUGGCCCUGAGGGAAGCAAAACCAUUAAAACCCUGGAGAUGAACCGGUGCACCCCCAGCAGCGUCGAAGUGGUAGAGCCGUUUCCGAAAAUCCUGGACACGGAAUUGAAUUCUCCCAUGUCAAACGGCGGUCCCUUUCCAGAGGACGGCUCGGAAACUCUGGAGGAUAAUCAUGCUGGUAUUAUAUAUACCCAACCGGCUUCUUCCGAAGAUACAUCCAACUCUGCGCUGGAGGGGUCGGCCUCGCCCUCCGUGGUGUAUAUCGAUGUCCAGUCCAUGUACCAGCCACAGGCCAAUUCAGAAGACGAACCGGAUGUGGAGUUUGCGGAAGGAGCGGGGUAUAAACCUCAGAUGCAGUUGCCUAUUAAUACUGUGAAUGUGGACCACCAGGUGGACGAAAACCAAGUGGCAGCAUCUUCAGGGUAUAGACCUCAGGGACACCCCAAUACCUGGGCCCUGGAUUCUCCGGGUUCCCCCACGUCCAUGGAAAGUGAAAACGCUUCUUUCGGGAGCCCUUGCUCUGUGAACUCCAGACAUUUCCUCAUCCCUCCGGUGGAUGAUAAAGACUCCCUCAAACCGGCCCACGCUGGAUGGUCGAUAUCGUCACUGUUUCAGAAUAAGCAAGACGCAUGAGCAUGGGUGACACAAUAUCGUCCUGCGCCGCAUAGCAUGCCCCGCCCCCCCCCCCCCUCCAGCUGCUCGUCCAUGAAGGAGUUUUUGAUGGCUGCCAACCAUCGUCUUCGGGGUAGAACUUCAUAUUCGCGUCCUACGGCAUUAGUUGUAUCAAUGCAAUCAUUGGUUCAUUCUCUUAAAGGGCAAAAGACUGAUUUUAAGGGAUUUUACCAGUCAUGGAAAAUGUGCAAAAAUGUUACCUAAUCACCUAGUUGCUGCAUAGCUACCCAGCUAGUCUCAUGCCAUUGGGUGUGGCUCCCGAAAACGACCUCAUUGACUAGUGGCAGCCAAGUUGUCUUGCCUUAAAUGGUUACUCU
This is a messenger RNA of Hyla sarda, 4081 nucleotides long. RefSeq names its product LIF receptor subunit alpha (gene LIFR). NCBI's taxonomy places the organism in Eukaryota, Metazoa, Chordata, Amphibia, Anura, Hylidae. The transcript has 21 exons. Gene Ontology annotation, molecular function: oncostatin-M receptor activity; ciliary neurotrophic factor receptor binding; leukemia inhibitory factor receptor activity. The coding region runs from base 390 to 3725 and encodes 1111 amino acids. Gene Ontology annotation, biological process: positive regulation of cell population proliferation; cytokine-mediated signaling pathway. Gene Ontology annotation, cellular component: external side of plasma membrane; signaling receptor complex. The record is from RefSeq and is a predicted model, not a curated record.